This is a messenger RNA of Adineta ricciae, 2313 nucleotides long. NCBI's taxonomy places the organism in Eukaryota, Metazoa, Rotifera, Eurotatoria, Adinetida, Adinetidae. The record is from the annotation of a GenBank genome assembly.
AUGAAAGCAAAUGUGGCGCCACAUAUGAAGAAAUUUUAUUCAUGUGUAAUUAACAAUACAUUCGAUAUGUCGCAUGCACCAAUAAAAAAAAGUGUUUUCGAUCGUAUUGGAGGAAAUUCAUCUUCACCUUCUGGAGUGACGAAUUCAACGAACAAAAGUACACACGGGUUCUGUAAUACUUUUAUUAAAACUGGAUCAUGUCCACUAGGUGAUACAUGUAAAUAUAUUCACGAGCAGCCGAAUUUCGAUAAACAAUCAGGAUCGAACGACGACUUUCGUAUUACAAAAACAAUAACCAGGGUGGUCGAUAUGUCGUCGUCUUCAUCGAUGAAAAGCACAGUGACAGUAUCGAACGAACAACGACCAGUAGUUGUUUCAAAUUCUAUUCAAUCGAAUCGAACUGUUAUUGAAAGUAUCGCUCCAUCAAUUGAUCAUUCCGCAGAUCGUCGUUCGAGUGGCAGUGAUCGUAAGCAGUUGGAAAGUCAUCAUUCGAGCUCAAAAGUGAGAUCUUCUUCGAAUUCUACUGAAUCAUCGAAGAAAAAGUCACAUUCAUCAUCACACGAAAUCCGUCAUUCCUCCAGCAAAAAGCAGCGUGCAGUUGAAAGUGAAUCAUCGGUGAGUUCGGCGUCAGAUUCCGAAUACACUCAUUCAUCACGUAAACAAAAGAAGAAAUCUAAUCAUUCGAGCUCAGCGAAACAUAAAAAACGUGACUCGAUUUCUCCAACGAAUCAUGACGAAGAGGAAACACUUAAUGAUCAAUUGCUACGACAAACGAGUUCGUGCAAUCGAUCUCCUAAACGGACAAUUAUGAUUGCCAGACGAAGCAAAGAUGAGGCCACGAAAUCUACGAGCAAAGAUUCGAAGAGCAAAUCCGUACCAGAAAUCGAAUUUCUCGGCUCGAAGAAAGUCAAACCUGAAAAGAAACCAGUUGAAACCAUACAUCAGCAAACCGAAAGUAACAAAAAAUCUAACGAGAUCAAACGAGAAAAGAAAUCACCCAGUCGGUCAAUAUCUGAGCAACAAAGACGUCAUUCUUCGUCAACAAAUACCAGUAGCACGAGUAUGUAUGAAAGAAGUACACAAGUCAAAACAGAAGACGCGAAAUCUUCGACCAGUAAAGCGCAAAACUCAUCGGAACGGUCUGAUCGUAAUGCGGCCGAACUGACACCUCCUGUACUUGUUCAACUCUCACCCACGCCUCCGAUUCAAGCAGCAUCGGAAAUGUCUGAUAAAGGAUCUGUGGAACAUUCAGUUGAAGCUGAAAAAUCUCAUGUCAAUCAACCAUCUUCGCCUGUAUGUGUCAUUCUCGAUGACGACUCAAGUCCUGCCCCGUCCGUCGACAAGAAAGAUGCUCGACAAGUAUUAACAAAAUCAGUUAAAAAGAGUAGCGAACCAGAGAAGACCAGUUCUAAGUCAAGUAAACGAUCCAGAGAUGUAGAGAAAAUUCAUACCAAAGACAAAAGUAGCGAAAGCAGUGAAUCAAAGCGCAAACGAUUAAACGACGGUAGCUCAAAGAAAGUUACAUCUAGUAACAAAAGUCGAGAUGAAACUCGUUCGACGAGCAGUCGAUCGGAUCCACGUCGUAGUGCUGUGAAUACUGCUUCAAGAGAUGAAUCAUCCAGUCGGAAACAUAAAGAUAAAUUAGAGGUCAAGUCCAGUCGAAGUAGCGAUGCAAAAGAUCAUACUUCAACAAAAUCACGAAGUAAUAGUAUUCGACACGAUACAACCAGAUCCUCAUCAGAAAAAAAACGAUCGAGUCAUCGGCAUGGAAAAGAAAAAGAUUUAGAAAAUAUUACCGAUUCUGAAGGACAUCUUGACGAAUCCAAUGUUCCAAAACAAACGGCAAUCGAAGCUUACAUGGCUAUGGACUGGUCAUCAUUAUCUCGCGAUAAACGUAUUCCAUCAAAUUCUCAAGUCACAUCCCGUAUUGCUCGCACAACAAACAGCAAUGAUGUCUUAAAUGUUUCCGAUCGUUUGUUAACAACAGAACAAAAAGAAAAACUUCGAGGAGUCGACGUUCACUCAUUACCAUUGACUCAUUUCAUGAAGCAAUUGCAAUUGAAAUCCACACCGAACAUUGUCAAUUCUUGUCAUAGACGGUUUGGCUCAUGCGCAAAAGACAUGAUUGAAAUGAAACAUAAAUUCUUCACUAGAUCCAUUGAACCAGUUCAACGAUAUGAAUUUAUCAAUAAAGAACAUUAUCUCGCAUAUCAACAAGCAAUCAAUUCUUUAUUAGAUAAAACCCCUGUCGAUUCUUCAACUGUACAAGUUGAAACCACAUCAACAACAACGACCGAUGCUCUGUUGUCCUAA